GCUUGCCUAGGUCUUCCUUUCGGUUUUACUCUUCAACAUUCAGGCGCCAAUUCACUAGAUACACUUCGCUCUUACCUUCACUCAUUGGAAGAAGAAGCUUAUCGAGAAUUGGUUGUUUUUCUUUUUGUUUGCAGCGUUUGGGCUUUGAUUCGCGUUUAGAUGGUUGGAUUAGGUUUAAAUUUCCCCAUUCUAUAUCUACUGAUAUGUUCCAAUUAGGAUCCCCGUAGAAACAUGAGCCUUAGCUUUUUCAUGACUGAGAAGUUGAAAGCCAUGGUUCACAUUCGAUAUUUUUGCAUGUUGAUUUGGGCACUCAAGUUGGGAUAGAGGAUUUUGUUUUUGAAAUAUUUUAUUUGAAACCUAGGGCUGCGUAGGAAUGAUGGAUGGCGAAGAUAUGACUUCUGUGACCAAGAAGAGGUCUACAGAGGAGGAAACCUGUUUUGUUUCGGAUGAUAACGAGCCCAUUGGCUCUGUAUUUAAGCUAAGGAAGCCACGCGGUGCGAAGAAGAAGGUUAGCUUGGCAUCAGAGGGCAUUGGUGGUGAUGGAGGUAAGAAUGCUGACUCUGUUGGGAAAAAUUUGACUGCGGCACAAGUGGAUUUGGGGGGCAUGGAUGAUACCCUGGCUAGUUUUAGGAAGAGGUUGAAGGGUCCAAAGAGAGAUCAGGGACCUGGAGCUAUCAGAGGAAGAAUUCCUGCUUUGAAUGUGGUGGGGGAGUCUUCUGAUAGGUCUUUGAAUAUUUCUUGCGAGGAUGGACAUUUGGAUGAAAAAUCUUCAUUGAGUAAGAACAAUGUCAGUGAGGGGCGGGAUGUGGUGGAUAGUGGAUUUGAUUUGGCUACAGAGAUGAAGAUUACUGGCAUUUGUCAAGCUAAAGUAGAGGGACCUAAUAUGGAUUUGGCACUGAAGGGAAUUGAGGGUCAUGCUGUGUCUCAUGAUGAUAUGGUUGCUCGGGGGACCAGGAACACCCCAAAAUAUGAGAAAUUAUUGCUUAAUGAUGACCUGGAGCACUCUCCUGGUGAACCAAUGGAAAAUUCCUUGUCAGCAAUGUUCCAAAAGCAACAAUCUAAAGAAGAUAGUGGUUCUCUUUCCCACCAAAAGGUUGCAUUGGAAGAAAGAAUUCUCAAUGAUGGUUUAAAGAAGUGUUCUGCCAGAUUGCAUGAGGUUGAAGAAAUAAUUGACACUGUCUCUCUCCCAAAAGUGGGGGAAGGGGUGUGUGGGUUUAGUGAGAUUGAGCUCAGGAGCAGAUUGACUAAUGAACAAGCACAAAUGUGUAAUAGUACUUCAGAACAUGGUGAUUUUACUUCUGCGGAGAAAGAAAAGUUCUUACCUUCUUGUGACUCUGAGCCCUUGACUAAAUUAUCUGAUAAUAUAUUGAAUGAAAAAAAUCAUCUGGUUUCCGGAGAAGUUUUUCAGGGAUCCUCAAUAAAUGGAACUAAGUUUGUUUCUGGUAGAAGUUGCUGUGACCGUAAUAGUCUAGAUACAAAGGUUGAAGUGCAAGAUCUUGUUUUAGGUUUUUUUCCUGAAAAAAAUGCUGUCAUUGCUGGUGGUAGUUUAUUUCAUAAGGUGUCUAAUGAGGCCAAUGAAUCUGAAUUGUCUGUUCAGUCAAAUCACCCUGAGAAUCCUCCAGAAACACAUAAUAUUCCAAAGGACUCUAUUGCCUCCAUUCCGAAAUGCAGAUCGAUGUUAGAACCGACCCAACCUUCUAACAAUACGUCUGAAGAGGGUUCUCUUCCAAACGAUGAUUGUUUCUAUGCCAUGCAAGAAACCAGUGGUGCCUCCCCUCAGAGUGCAAUUCCAGGGGAAAAUGAUAAUUAUGCAGACUAUGUUGCUUCCGGGUCUGAAGUUGCCAACAAAGAUGAUAAAACAUCAGCUGUUAUGCGCCGCAUGGCCAAAAAACGACGGCAUGGAGACAUGGCUUAUGAAGGGGAUGCUGAUUGGGAGGUUUUGAUAAAUGGCCAAGCUUUUUCUGAAAGCCAAGGUGUUGCUGAUGGUGAUAGACCGAGAGUGAAGCUUGAUUCCUCUUUGAAUGUUGUUGAAGAGUCUGAAAGUGUUGCAGUAGCAGUAUCAGCUGGGCUGAAAGCCCACGCAGCUGGUCCACUUGAGAAAAUAAGAUUUAAGGAUAUCUUAAAGCGUAAAGGUGGUCUCCAGGAAUAUUUGAAUUGCAGAAAUCAGAUCUUAAGUCUCUGGAGCAGGGAUGUCAGGCGUAUUUUGCCUCUUGCUGACUGUGGGGUUAGUGAUACUCCUUCGGUGGAUGAACCUCCUCACUCUUCUCUUAUUAGGGAGGUCUAUGCAUUUCUCGAUCAAUGUGGUUAUAUAAAUGUUGGAAUUGCCUCUCGAAAGGAGAACAUCAAAAGUAGUGCAAGGCAUAGUUAUAUACUUGUAAGAGAUAAAGGAUUUGAGGAAGGUUCUGCAGCUUCUGUUGCUGAUUCCGAAGAUGGAGUUUCCUUUAUUGUUGGUCAGACUAAAAAGUCAGAUGCAUCCAUAGAGAUUAAGACUAAGAGUGGUUUUACAAUAGAUCAUGAAGACCUGUCAACUGAAGCUACAGAAGACAGGAGACAUUUUAAUGCGGUGACAAUGGAUUUAUCAAUCAUGACCCAACAUGAAGAAAGAAAGAGUGAUGAUCAGAUAGGUGGGAUUCAGGAUGUAUUAAGUGGAAUUAUACAUGUGAAUGUUAACAAUUCUGAGCAAAGCAAUGAAUCAGCCUGUGUUAAAUCUGGCCUGGGUGAUCAGAUAGGUGAUCUACUGCAGUCUGAUUCAGAGGCUAGAAAAAGAGUAAUUGUCAUUGGAGCUGGUCCUGCUGGGCUAACUGCUGCUCGCCACUUGCAACGUCUAGGAUUUCCUGUAACUGUACUUGAGGCAAGGAGUAGGAUAGGAGGCCGUGUAUUUACAGAUUGCUCAUCUCUUUCUGUCCCUGUGGAUCUUGGUGCUAGCAUUAUCACUGGUGUUGAGGCUGAUGUGGCUACUGAGAGAAGACCGGAUCCUUCCUCAUUGGUUUGUGCUCAGUUGGGCCUUGAGUUGACUGUGCUAAAUAGUGACUGUCCACUUUAUGACAUAAUGAUGGGACAAAAGGUUCCUGCAGAUAUGGAUGAAGCACUGGAAGCUGAAUACAAUAGUCUUCUUGAUGACAUGGUAUUACUUGUUGCACAGAAGGGUGAACAAGCCAUGCGAAUGUCCCUUGAAGAUGGUUUAGAAUAUGCCCUUAAGAGGCGCCGUUUGGAACGCUCUGGAAGAAGUAGUGAAGAAAUUGAACAAAAAAAUUCUGCAGAUGAUCCAUUUGAUUCCAGAAGAAACGAUACUCAGGAAAAAAAAUUUGAAGUGGAGGUUUUGAGUCCUCUGGAGAGGAGGGUUAUGGAUUGGCACUUCGCUAAUUUGGAGUACGGAUGUGCUGCUCUUCUUAAGGAAGUUUCUCUUCCCUAUUGGAAUCAAGAUGAUGUGUAUGGAGGAUUUGGGGGAGCUCAUUGUAUGAUUAAAGGGGGUUACAGUACUGUCACUGAGUGUUUGGGAGAAGGGCUUGCAAUUCACUUGAACCAUGUUGUAACAAAUGUGUCAUAUGGAAGCAAGGAACCUGGCCAGGGUGAUAAAGUGAAAGUUUCUACAUCAAAUGGCAAUGAGUUCUUUGGAGAUGCUGUCCUGAUUACUGUUCCAUUAGGCUGUUUGAAGGCUGAAACUAUAAAAUUCUCCCCUCCUUUGCCCCCAUGGAAAUAUUCUUCUAUUCAGCGUCUUGGUUUUGGAGUUCUCAAUAAAGUGAUCUUGGAAUUUCCUAGUGUUUUUUGGGAUGAUGCUGUGGACUACUUUGGUGCAACAGCUGAGGAGACAAGCAAAAGAGGCCAUUGCUUUAUGUUCUGGAAUGUCAGGAAGACAGUUGGGGCUCCAGUCCUCAUAGCAUUAGUGGUUGGGAAGGCAGCCAUAUAUGGUCAGAAUUUGAGCUCUUCUGAUCAUGUCAACCAUGCAUUAAUGGUUCUCCGGAAACUUUUUGGGGAGGCUUCAGUGCCUGAUCCUGUUGCUUAUGUCGUGACUGAUUGGGGUAGGGAUCCUUUUAGCUAUGGUGCUUACUCUUAUGUUUCUGUUGGAGCAUCAGGAGAAGACUAUGAUAUAUUAGGGAGGCCAGUUGAUAACUGCUUAUUUUUUGCUGGUGAAGCAACCUGCAAAGAGCACCCUGAUACAGUUGGUGGUGCAAUGAUGAGUGGACUCCGGGAGGCUGUGCGCAUAAUUGACAUAUUGAGCACCGGAAAUGAUUAUACUGCAGAGGUAGAGGCAAUGGAGGCUGCACAGAGACAGUCAGAUACUGAAAGGGAUGAAGUUAGGGAUAUAAUAAAGAGACUCGAUGCAGCAGAGCUUUCUAACGUAUUGUACAAGAAAUCUUUAGAUGGUGGUCGAAUCUUAAGCCGGGAAGCUUUACUAAGGGACUUAUUCCUUAAUGCAAAAACCAAUGCUGGGCGAUUGCAUGUGGCCAAACAGUUGCUAAGUCUUCCUGUUGAAAACUUGAAAUCCUUUGCUGGGAGUAAAAAGGGGCUAACCGUUCUCAACUCAUGGAUACUGGACUCAAUGGGGAAGGAUGGUACCCAACUCUUGCGGCAUUGUGUGCGUCUUCUUGUGCUUGUUUCAACUGAUCUACUUGCUGUACGCUUAUCAGGCAUUGGGAAAACAGUGAAGGAAAAAGUUUGUGUACACACUAGCCGUGAUAUUCGUGCUAUAGCAAGCCAAUUGGUUAGCGUAUGGCUUGAAGUCUUCCGCAAGGAAAAAGCAUCUAAUGGAGGAUUAAAGCUGUCAAGACAAUCAACUGCUACAGAUAUAUCAAAGAGAAAAACCUAUAAAGAUUCAGCCUCGGGAAAGCCACCUCUUAGUACUCAUCAUAUUACCUUUGAGAAUAAAGGAGGCAUACUAACUCCUGGAAACAAUUCACCUUCCAUAGCACAUGUGAAGAAAUCUCACACCAAACAAGGAAGACAACAAGUGGCAAAUGACUUAAGGCAUGAGGUCAGUUCUUCUAGUUCCAAAGGUUCAAUGGGCAAAGUAGUCACUGAGAUGGAGGAUAACCACUGUGCUAUGUCUGAAGAAGAACAGGCUGCUAUAGCUGCUGCAGAAGCUGCUCGUGCUAAAGCACUCGCUGCUGCCGAGGCAUAUGCCUCUGCUGAAGCCAGGUGCAAUACACUACUCCAGCUUCCAAAGAUACCCUCAUUCCACAAAUUUGCUAGACGGGGGCAAUAUUCACAAAAUGAUGAGAAUGAUAGCAGGAAAAAGUGGUCUGGUGUUUUGGGAAGGCAAGAUUGUAUUUCAGAGAUCGAUUCUAGGAAUUGCAGAGUUAGGGACUGGUCUGUUGAUUUCUCUGCUGCUUAUGUUAACCUGGAUAAUUCCAGAAUGCCAGUUGAUAACCUCUCACAACGGAGUCAUUCAAAUGAGAUUGCCAGCCAUUUGAAUUUCAGAGAGCACUCAGGAGAAAGUGUUGCUGUGGACAGCAGUAUAUACACUAAAGCUUGGAUUGACAGUGAUGAUGGUGUGGGAAUAAAAGACUAUCAUGCCAUUGAGAGAUGGCAAUCUCAAGCAGCUGCAGUGGAUUCUGAUUUUUCUAAUCCAACCAUACAUUUGAAGGUUGAGGAGGAUUCAAAUGCCUGUUCAAGACUACCCAGCUGGAAGCAUGAUGGUAUGGCAAAUGAGAGCUCUAUUUCACAGGUUACUGUAAAUAAGGAGAAUUUAAAAGUUCAUCCUCGAGGAGCAGAUCAUAUUAAACAGGCUGUUGUGGAUUAUGUUGCGUCACUACUUAUGCCCCUUUAUAAGGCAAGGAAACUAGAUAAAAAUGGAUACAAGUCUAUAAUGAAGAGAAGUGCAACCAAGUUUCAGGUUAUGGAGCAAGCCACAGAUGCAGAAAAAGCCAUGUCUGUUCAUGAGUUUCUAGAUUUUAAGCGAAAGAAUAAGAUUCGCUCCUUUGUGGACAAAUUGAUUGAGAGACACAUGGCAAUGAAACCAGAUGUGAAAUCUUAAUGUUCUUUGGAUGGAAUGGCUUGGAUUUUGGUGCAUUUCUAGUAUAGUUCCUGAAAUGCAAAUUUCUCCUGGCAAUCUUGAAGUUGAACAGAAUGCUGGUGGCGGAGUACUCUGUAAUCAGGCUUUACUAUUUUAUAAACGAGCUCAUGCAAACAUUAGUUGGAUCCUCUGGAUGAAAGGCAUCUGAAUGUUUGAAGAUGACAACAGAUUGCAUUCAUCCGUCAUUUUGUCUUCAUCUUUCAUCGAGGUUGUACCUCUGAGGGUUGAAAACUUAUACCCUAUUUUUAUUAAAGGGGUUUUUCAUGGACAAGACAUUACAUGACCUUAUCAAUUCCUUCUAUUUUGUACAGAUUAGGAUUGUUUUAUAGUGAUGACAAGCAUACAUAUCCAUUUCAUAAUGUCCUAUCAGAAUACUGAACAUUGCUCAUAUUUAUUAGGUUUAACAUCAAAUACUAAUUUAUAUUUCAUUCUCCAAAAGGGGGGAAGAAUUAUGCUAGCUUUGUACGAUCUUUGGUUUACUCGUGCAUUUUAUCCAAGUCUCGCUCCCUCUCUUCUUGGUGUAAGUGUAUGUAUGCUGUUUAUUUAUAGUUCAGUCAGCUUCCAAGUGAGUACUUAAGUAAUAAAUAAAUAAAAAUAUGAACAUCACCUCGUUAGCAAAGAUGCUCGUCAAUUUUAGCUAUAAUUACUGUUUAAAUAAGUGUGUGGUGUAUAAUCCAAAGGCCUGCACUCUAUCUUGGCCAUUCUCUUGUGCUGGUUAUUGCUUACACCUCUUUCUGUAUGUUGCUAGGCUGAGAAAGGUUAUAUCAAUUACAGAUUGGUGGUAAUAGGUAUUCUCUCGUUUACCUGCGACUUGAUGUUUAUUGCAACUUUUACCUUCGCAACCAAUUUUCAGACUGUCUUCAUGCCAAGCAAUUGUGAUCUUGGAUUGAAACUAAUAGUGCUGCCAGGGAAAUUAAAUUCCCUUAGUAUCUAGAUGGGGGAAGCUAUUUCAGUUGGUUGCUGAUCGCCUGAUCCUGAUAGAAAGUUAUCCUCAUAAUUUUAUUUUUUUUGGCGCAUUUUUGCUAUGUUUCUUCCUACCAUUUGAAACAGCAGUUUUAUCUCAAUACUUGGUUGUAAGAUUCCCAUACAGUUGUUUCAUCCUAUCAUCGCUCUUAUAAUCGAUU
This is a messenger RNA of Gastrolobium bilobum, 7137 nucleotides long. Its product is annotated as lysine-specific histone demethylase 1 homolog 3-like. The coding region runs from base 374 to 5974 and encodes 1866 amino acids. NCBI's taxonomy places the organism in Eukaryota, Viridiplantae, Streptophyta, Magnoliopsida, Fabales, Fabaceae. The record is from RefSeq and is a predicted model, not a curated record. The transcript is spliced from 10 exons. Gene Ontology annotation, molecular function: protein binding; oxidoreductase activity.